GUCACCCAGUGUCGGCGUGCCCUGGGCCAGCACAGGCGUCUCUAUGCCAGCGACGAGAGCAACGUGCUGGUGGCGGCGGCCAAAGAUGCCUUGGCCAGGGCUGAGGCAGCCGUCCGAGCGGAGCUGGCGCCGGACGACCUCCCCCGCUCCGCCAAGGACAAUCUCGUCGUCAAGCUCGCCCAAGCUGAACUGCAUGAGACUCAGAUCAAGGACCUGAACGCGAAGCUCACCAAGGCGAAGACACGCCAUCAAGUCGUCAGCUCGCAAGGCACGUCCAUCCGUGCAGAGGCUGCCCAGGCCCAGGCAGCAGUCGCAGCGGCGGCGGCAGCCCUUGCGCAGCCAGUGGAGACGGCGCAGGCCGCGGAGGCAGCCUCAGCCAUCGCCCACCUCCAGCACAUACUGGCACAGGCGCAGCUCGCCAUCCAGAGCGGCAACUCCAAGGAGAGCGUCGGCGCGCAGCUGCUCGACAGCCUCGCGGGGCAGCUCCCGCAGACGCAGUCGUCGCGUCCCACGCAGCAGCCCAUACAG
Prorocentrum cordatum is the source of this 528-nucleotide messenger RNA. The record is from the annotation of a GenBank genome assembly. Lineage: Eukaryota; Dinophyceae; Prorocentrales; Prorocentraceae.